AAAACCCACAAUCCCGUGCCAAGAGAGAAGUCAACUUUUCUUCCCCUAUUUCCCUGCAUUUCUCCUCUGUGCUCACUGCCACACACAGCUCAACCUGGACUGCCCAGUCAGGUGUCAUGUGCGUCUCUGCUGAUCUGAUUCGGCCUGCAGCAUGGACCCGUGUCUUCCCUGAAGCAUCUCCAGGGCUGAAGAGAUGACUGCCAUGCACUGGGGGCUCAUCCAUCCGCAGAGCAGAGCAGUGAGAGGAGAUGCCAUGACCCCCAUCCUCACGCUCCUGAUCUGUCUCGGUGAGAUUUGAAGAGGGAGGGGAGAUUCUAACCUAGGAGGGGCCUCACCCCACAGCCAAAUGCUGGUGCAUAAGGAGACCCCAGGGGCUCACAAAGAUCCCAGGGAGGGGAGGACCUGCUCAGGCUUCAGGGGCAAAUCUCUCACAGGGAACUCUCUUCCAGGGCUGAGUCUGGGCCUCAGGACCCACGUGCAGGCAGGGACGCUUCCCAAGCCCACUCUCUGGGCUGAGCCAGGGUCUGUGAUCAGCGAGGGGAGUCCUGUGACCCUCAGGUGUCAGGGGAGCCUUCAGGUUCAGGACUACCGUCUACAAAGGGAAAAAAAAACAGCAUCCUGGGUUAGACGGAUACAACAAGAACUUGUCAAGAAGGGCUAUUUCGCCAUUGCAUCCAUCACCUGGGAACACGCAGGGCGGUAUCGCUGUCAGUAUUACAGCCACAGUUGGUGGUCAGAGCUCAGUGACCCCCUGGAGCUGGUGGUGACAGGAGCCUACAGCAAACCCACCCUCUCAGCCCUGCCCAGCCCUGUGGUGGCCUCAGGAUGGAAUGCGACUCUCCAGUGUGGCUCACGGGUGGCAUUUGAUAACUUCGUUCUGUGUAAGAAAGGAGAAGAUGAACACCCACAAUGCCUGAACUCCCACUUCCAUCCCCGUGGCUGGUCCUGGGCCGUCUUCUCCGUGGUCCCUGUGAGCCCGAGUCGCAGGUGGUCGUAUCAGUGCUAUGGUUAUAUCUCGAGCGCUCCCUAUGUGUGGUCUUUACCCAGUGAUCUCCUGGAGCUCCUGGUCCCAGGUGUUUCUAAGAAGCCGUCACUGUCAGUGCAGCCGGGUCCUGUCGUGGCCCCUGGGGAGAGUCUGACCCUCCAGUGUGGCUCUGAUGCCGGCUAUGACAGAUUCGCUCUGUAUAAGGAGGGGGCAUGUGACUUCCUCCAGCGCCCUGGCCGGCAGCCCCAGGCUGGGCUCUCCCAGGUCAACUUCCCCGUGGGCCCUGUGAGCCACUCCCACGGGGGCCAGUACAGAUGCUACGGUGCACACAACCUCUCCUCCGAGUGGUCGGCCCCCAGUGACCCCCUGGACAUCCUGAUCUCAGGACAGAUCCCCGACAGACCCUUCCUCUCGGUGCAGCCGGGCCCCACAGUGGCCUCAGGAGAGAACGUGACCCUGCUGUGUCAGUCACAGGGAUGGAUGCACACUUUCCUUCUGACCAAGGAGGGAGCAGCUGAUCCCUUCCUGAGUCUGAGAUCAAAGUACCAAUCUCAUAAGUACCAGGCUGAAUUUCCCAUGGGUCCUGUGACCUCAGCCCAUGCGGGGACCUACAGGUGCUACGGCUCACGCAGCUCCAACCCCCACCUGCUGACUCACCCCAGUGAGCCCCUGAAGCUCGUGGUCUCAGGAGCAGCUGAGACCUUCAGCCCACCACAAACCAAGUCCGACUCCAAGGCCGGUGAGUGAGGAGAUGCUCGCGGUGAAGACGCUGGGCACAGAGGGUCAGGUCCUGUCAAGGGAACUGGGUGUCCUGGCUGGACAUUUUAAAAAAUUACAUUCAUUCUAAUUUAAAGAAUUCUUCACCACCUUUAACAAUUUAUAAGUGAAGUAUUCCUUCCUUUACAUGUUUUAAAGAAGAGACAACUCUCCAUGAGAAAGCUACUGCUUUGAGUAUAUUCAUUGUAAUUCAUGCUAACUCACUACCAAAGUGCCCUGUGCUAAUUGCUUCUCAACGGAUCUCCUCUAAUUGACUAAUGCAAUGUGUGUAAACCAUAAGACAAUGGGAAAUUUUACUUCUUCAUUUCUAAAUUAUGUGCCAACACUUCUCACUUUAAAUGUCAACAUGUAUGUAACGACAUCUUAAAUAUAUAGCUGAAGUUUUACAUAU
This is a messenger RNA of Mandrillus leucophaeus (drill), 2153 nucleotides long. RefSeq names its product leukocyte immunoglobulin-like receptor subfamily A member 3. The record is from RefSeq and is a predicted model, not a curated record. Gene Ontology annotation, molecular function: inhibitory MHC class I receptor activity. The transcript has 7 exons. Bases 347 to 1732 code for a protein of 461 amino acids. NCBI's taxonomy places the organism in Eukaryota, Metazoa, Chordata, Mammalia, Primates, Cercopithecidae. Gene Ontology annotation, biological process: cytokine-mediated signaling pathway.